This is a messenger RNA of Neoarius graeffei (lesser salmon catfish), 2592 nucleotides long. RefSeq names its product cell death-inducing p53 target 1 (gene cdip1). Lineage: Eukaryota; Metazoa; Chordata; Actinopteri; Siluriformes; Ariidae. Gene Ontology annotation, molecular function: zinc ion binding. Gene Ontology annotation, biological process: tumor necrosis factor-mediated signaling pathway; intrinsic apoptotic signaling pathway in response to DNA damage by p53 class mediator. Bases 228 to 812 code for a protein of 194 amino acids. The transcript is spliced from 5 exons. The record is from RefSeq and is a predicted model, not a curated record.
GAGAGAGUGUGUGUGUGUGUGUGAGAGGGAGAGUGUGUGUGUUGGAGAGAGAUAACGUCAUAUCCUCGUCCAUUCCCAGCUGAUGUUAUUGGAUGUGUGUGCUAACCGCUAGCUCGGGGCUAAACGACUUCACUAAGUUCCCUCAGCCCGAGUGUCUCAGCUCAGACCCUCCUCAGUGUACACAGGUGAACUGCGUUCGCUUCUGAGUCUGGCCCCUGAAAAUCAGCAUGUCCAGCGACCCCCCUCCACCCUAUCCAGGGGCCCCAAGCGCCCCUCCUAUAGAGGAAAAGAAUGGACAGCCUCCAGUUUCUGGCUCAGCCAUGGUAACGACUGGACCCCCGCAUGGCCAGCCGCUACCUCCAGAGUAUGGGCCUCCACCUUACGAGGCCACGAUGCAGCCAGGCUUCAUUCCCCCUCAUGUCCCAGCUGGCUACCCCCCUCCUCCUGGACAGUUCCCCCAGCCCAUGCCGGCGCAGUUUGUUCCAGGUCCCAGCCACUGUGGCCCAGCUUUGGGACACACGGCCACAGUGAUUGGUCCUCCAGGCACCGCUACUACGGUUACUGUGCUGCAGGGUGAGAUGUUCCAGUCAGCACCGGUGCAGACGGUAUGCCCACACUGCCAACAGGCCAUCGUCACACAGAUUAGCCAUGACGUGGGCCUCAUGAACACACUCUUCUGUCUCUUCUGCUUCUUUGUGGGUUGUGAUCUCGGCUGCUGCUUGAUCCCAUGUCUGAUUGAUGACCUGAAGGAUGUGACGCACACUUGCCCCAACUGCAAGGGCUACAUCUACACAUACAAGCGCAUAUGCUAACAGCGUCCCCCAUCGCUCACCCUGGAUGCACUUAUGGCUCCCUCUCAUGCAUCCUUUUCUGCACUUCAUUCCCCAGCUUGUUGGCUAGUUUUAUUUGUUUUUGUUUGUUUGAUUUGUUUUUACUACCUAUUCAUCCACUAAUGACUGUAUAUAACUAUUUAAAAGACUUAGAGUUAGUGAUACUAGAAGAUUAAUUUUAAAAAUAGGUAAGUAGAAGAAGAAAAAGAAGGGAUGAUGAGUCAGUACAUUUUAUAUGCAUAAUGGACAUUUAUUAAUAGUGUUGUGGAAGUGCUGUUAGGAUUGUAGCCGAGCGCCAGUUAAAGUCUCAUUUCUAGAAUGAAGUCAAUUGGUCUGAUAUAACUGAAGUCCAUUCAGGGUCGAUAUUAUUUAUAUUGUAAUUAUUUAAUUCUGUUACUUUAUGUAUAAUUAUUCUAACAAGCUAAUGUGAAAGACUUUUCAUGUCUCUAUCUGUGUUUGUGAAAACAAUGGCCAAGGACUACAGUUUUAGUUGUAGGAUAUCGCUGCUCCUUUUCCAUCUAUGUGAAAACGAAUGCAUUUAUAUUUUCAUAAUGUUGCAGUCAGAACAUUUUUGUAAUCAGGGGUAGUUUGCAUUCACGAGAUUCAUUAUACUCCGUUAUAGUACACACUUGUCAACCUGUGCAAUUUUAGAUGAAAAUUUCUUAAUCUGUCAGGAAACAUAAUAGAAAUAUCCACAUCAGUGCUCCUUUGUAAUAAAUAAUUAAAUAUUCGACAGGUUCUGCACUAUAUUGUAAGGUUUCUCCAUUGUUGCAUUUGCUGUCUUACUGAACUGUGAAUGUUGCAGAUAAUUCUCAUGCUCCUUCAUCUUUAUGGUGAAUUGCUUCUGUGCUGUUAGUGGGUUUUGAUGUGCACUUUCUUAUGGAGUUUAAUCAUUUCAUUCAUUUCAGAAGGUUAUUUAGACAUGGUGUAGCUGAGAACAUAGUCAAUCUUAGGCUUUUUUUUGAUCCUUUUAAAUAAUUUACUCUGAUACAAUCAUUAGGAAAGAGCAUGCUUGCAAGAAGGAGGUGAUCAUCAAGCUCUAGCUUUGUGCAACGUCUCUAAUCUCAGACAGUCCUGUGUGUCUCAUCUGACCCCUGAACUCAACAGAUUAUUUGUUCAUAAUUAUUAAAAGGUCUUUUUUUUUUCCAUCCUUGGGACGUCAGUUUGUUUUUGAGUGCAACAUUUUGUUAUGGGGAAGGUGGCAGGAAGUCGAGUCAGUGUGACAAAUUGCAAAUAUCAUGUCUUUUUUCUGUACGAGUUAUUUUCCUUUCAUGCAAGAUUUUUGAAAAAUGUCAGACAUGCACCUGGUUUGAAGCUUUAAUCCCUCUCGAAAAGUGAUUCUUCAUUUUGCACUGAACAUGCCUCAAGAAAUCAAACAUUGUAACAGGAAGUUUUGUUUUAAAGACCUGUUGUGCUUUAUUGUCCUUAUUCAAUUUGUCUGUAUAUUUAGAUAACAGCACGAACAUGACGCAAACAAUCAAGUAUACAUAAAAAAAAAACAACUAUAUGCAUGCUCCUCUGAAUUUGAGCUGAUUCCCUUUAAUGCAACUUUCUUUUGAACCUCGUAGGCCUAUGAUGCUUUGCAAAGUGGCUUCUUGCUGUGAAAGACUGAAUAUAUGUAGAGCUUGUGUUCCAGGAUAUUUAGACCAACAAAUACAAGUAGUUUGUGGUAUAAUACAUCUUCUGAACUGGAAGUGUCAUGUAAAGAACAAACUGUGUGCAAUUAUUAUUCUGAGAAUAAUAAAAUAAUCAUAUCUUCUGA